Molecule: messenger RNA, 567 nt
Organism: Cooperia oncophora
Lineage: Eukaryota; Metazoa; Nematoda; Chromadorea; Rhabditida; Trichostrongylidae
Source: the annotation of a GenBank genome assembly
AGAGAAGGUAGCGGUUCGAAUCUUCUUGUAGUACCGGCAGGAUCGGUGCUAACUGAAGCACUGAUCUCGUCUGCUGUUUGUCGUGGAGAGGAUGGUGGUAACGCACCAGUAGUUGGCGCUGGAGGCGGUUUCGAGUUUGGAGUUGAUCCUGAAGAUGACCCAGAUCUUGCUUUGGCGCUUCGCGUUUCCAUGGAAGAAGAACGUGCUCGACAAGCUGCAGAAGCAGCUGCAGCUGCUGCCGCGAGUGGAAAUGCUCCAACUGAGGCUGCAGGAGCAUCCGAACAACCUCAGAGUGUUGACGUUAUGGACAUGGAAAUGGGAGAAAUGACUGAGGAACAGCAGCUGGAGUGGGCUUUGCGCAUGUCGAUGCAGGAUUCUGUGCCAGCUCCGGCUGCUCAACCAGCACAAGCGCAACCUGCUGAGGAAGUCAUGGAUGUGAGCACCGCGCAAGUGGACAAUCUCGAUGAACUGAUCAAUAAUCCGGAAUUGCUACGGCAAAUUAUUGAUGAUCUUCCGGGUGGUGAAAAGAAGAACGAUGAGGAAAAACCGAAAAGCGAAGAGAAGUAG